AAUGGGCCCGGUAUAAUUACUUUUGUGACUACUGCUGCUGAUGACAGACAUUUGAGUAAGUCAAGCAUCGUGGCAGUUGAGGAUGGUUCGGUCGCUGACCUUGUUCUUCACAAUAGUGGCAUAAAUGAACUUAACGACUCUAGCGCCAAAGAAUUAGCUGGUGCCGUCAUAUCUUCAUCGACCAAUCACGAGACAGCUGUCAGACCAGACGAUAGACAGACGGUUUUGCUUCUGUCAUCCCCUAAUGAGCCUUCCCGUGUUACGACCUCCAAUCACCUAGAAGCCAGCGAUAUAACCGAAAUUUCCGUCAUUAACGUCAGCGCCGACUAG
Molecule: messenger RNA, 330 nt
Organism: Protopolystoma xenopodis
Lineage: Eukaryota; Metazoa; Platyhelminthes; Monogenea; Polystomatidea; Polystomatidae
Source: the annotation of a GenBank genome assembly